UUUGGGGUUUUUCGCAUUGGAAGUCGGGAGGACGCGAGAUAGCGUUUUUCUCACGGGCGGCAACACAUCGUGACGAUGGAGGAGCCCCACUCACACAGUGGUCGCCUCGUGAAGAUUUCUUUCACCCAAUAGUUUUUCCUCUUAGUGCCGCGCGCCAGUUUUCGAGUGCUUUCUGCAUUAAAUUCUUUAUCGUUUUUAAUUAUCCGAACAACAGUUCUUUCUUUUUGCGCGGAUACUCUAUCGGAGUGUUUGGGGGACACCGUCUUUGCCAUUUUGUGGAGUAUCACGACGUCCAGUGGAGGAUUUUUCUUGCACGCCCAAGUGCCACCGAGGGUGUUCAGCUUCUUUUGCUUUCUGGUAGAUUUUCACAGAAGUCUCAACCGUAGCCGCUUUCCAUCAAGUCCAGCUAUCGUAGAAUUCAUAUACGAACGAACGAGAUUUCCUCAGCCGAGGAGAGAGCAAGAUUCGGUGUCUUUCCUGUGAAUUUAACGAGUGGAAAGAACAUUCUGAGCUUCUCAUCUGUAGUUGCCCAGAAGCGCAAGAAACUGUGCGAAAGCGGUCACUUUGAGGAUCAUCACACCCCAUUAGUUUUCAAGUAGAAACCCGGAGGAGGACAACCCCGCAACCAUGGCUCAACGAACACUUGUGCAUAAGCAAUUCAACUCACCUAUUGGCCUGUACUCUGAUCGCAAUGUCAGGGAGACUCUAGACCGAGAGCUGCGAACUCUCUCCAAUGGAGUUGUCGGGAUUGACUUCGAGCACAACCCCACAGCCAGCAAACCCGCCAAUUUGGCCAACUCAGCCGUCUUGCGGAUGCUGGAGGAGGAGGAGCAAGAACAGCGGCGAUCGGGAAGUCAACCUGGAUUGCGACGAGUCGCCUGGCCACCCCCUUCCGACGUCACCGUCCACCCCUCGCAAGUCCCUCUGAACUACAACCAGCAGCCACAGGAUCAGCAGCAGUAUCAGCCAGCCGCUGCCCCAGCGCCAGCCGCCACUUCCCUCCAGGACGGUGCCUCGUAUAGUGCUCAGCCCGCGGCUGCCCCCUUGUCUCCUGUAGGUGUUCCUCAGGCGUACACCCAGGCUCAGUACGCACAGCCGCAGUCCUACACGUCGCCGCAGUACAAUCAGCCGCAAUACAAUCAGCCGCAGUACCCGCAAUCGCCGGUAUCGCAGCCGCCGCAAGCCUCCCGUCAGUUCCCAGCCCCUGCACCUUCCUACCUCAACCGCCCCGCUGUGCCCAGAGGCUCUUCGCCCAGCACCGCAGCCUUCUCUGGCGGCGUUGCCCUCGGUCAGCCUCAAGCACAGCAAUCCCAGGUUCCAGCUUGGCGGCGCGCAGCUUCCCAGCCUAGCGCCCCUCUGUCACCACCUACCGCUCAGUUCUCCUCGCCCGAUCCCUCGGCCUCCACCCUCUCUCCCGGCGGCACAUCACCCACCCCGCGCGGCUGGGCCCCCGUGAAAGCGGCCACCCCCACGUACGGCCAAACCUACACCCAGCAGGUUCCCGCGGCCACGCACUACCAGGCACCCACUUACGAGGCGGACCCUUAUCAGGAUCAGUUCCAGGCGCAAAAUCAGUUCCAAACACAAUCCUAUCAGACCACUACAUCCUAUCAGGCGACUGAAACUCAGCAGCAUCAGCAGUACUAUCAACCAGCAGUGCGCCAGCCGAGUCCAGGAGUGAUUACUCUUCGCACUGAACUGCCUGUCUCUCAAGCACCGGCCCCAGUCUACGCAUCCCAACCUCCAGUCUUCAGUUUCAAAGGAGGCUCAAACAUGCGUGGCGACCAGAAGUGGCCUCCGGUGGAGUACAAGCAGCAGGCGGCUGCUGAGAAUGAGGCCCGGCUGCGCCUCGCCGCCGGACCCGCCUGUCGUCCGCGACGUUGUAACAAAGAUUACACGGCGUUUUUUGCCAAGAACGCUCUCAGUCACAACUACCCUGGUUACAGAGUUCCACCAGGCACACAACACGUCAACGGACAAUCUAUGAUGUAGUGUCUAAUUGACAACUCUAUUUAGUGGCUGUUGAACCUCUAUUUGUCGUCUACACCCCCCCGAACUAUCUUGACAGAGAAAGAUAUAUCUUUGUACUUGUGUUUUAAACCCUCCAUUCGAGUUUCUACUGCAAUUUUUUUCUCUUUUUGUCAUCUGUCUGGAACUUCUGCAGACAGAUGUAUUUUUUUGUUUUUUUUUUACUUCUCAAUGUGAACAUAAUAAUUUGUUUAUCUUACUUUUUCCACUUCCCCACUAUUUAUUGUUUAUUUUCUUCAUGUUAAUACGAAUCUAUGAUGGAUAUAACGGAAAAGGAAUACUGCUUAAUGGAAAAUGCGCAAAAUGUAAAAUAGAUAUUAGAUAUAUUCUUCUUAAACAUGCAAUUUAUGAAAAUAAUUUGAUUUACUCAUAACAUGUUCUUUGAUUUUUGUUGAUAUAUUAAAAACGAGAUUGCUGAGCAAAGGAAACUAUGUAAAGUAUAUCAUUUAACCCAAAAUUAUAUAAUCAUACUAUAUAUUAAUCGUUGUGACAAUUUUCGAUGUGUUGAAUUUUUGAUUGACUAUAUAAAAAAAUGUUAUUUAAUGUUUUAUUGAAGCAUGAAAAAGAAACUAUAAAGUGUUUAUCUGCAGAUUAAAAAAUUUUUUUUUUGCACAAAAGGUCGUGUAUUUUUGAUCAAUGUAGAAUCACAAGUCGAAGAAACUCUAUACAUUAUAAUGUGUAAUUUUACGAAACAUGAAUGCGCGCUAUAAGAUUAUAAUCUAAUACUGUGUUGAUACGGUGACGAAAGAGAAUUUUCGAGGAACUAAUAAAAAUGCUGAUGUUUUUUUUUGUAUCCAUUGACAAAGCGAGAAACCUAUAAAUAACAAAAGCUGCUCAUAUUUAUUCAUAAGACAAGAUUAUAUGAAUAAUUUAUAUGACAAACGAUAAAAAUAUUAUCUAAUUGAAUUUACUCUAUUUGUAUGUAUUUAGGAAUUUUUCGUUAACCAUUUUGCAUCUUUCUGGUGGCUCUUCAGCCAAAAUUGUGAACAGAAAUCAGAGUCACCAGAAACGCUUUCGAAACUAUAUCUUAUCCGUGAAGAGCGGAAUUUUGCGCUGGAGAGAAAAUGCUCAAUUAUACUGUCUUGUUUGAAUUUUUGGACGUUCUUUACACAAAUUUAACAUCUGAAGACGCCGAGAAUUGUCCCUAAAGACGAGCUUGUUCAAUAUUUUGGGCAUUUUCUCAUAUUAUUUGAUUUUUUGUUUCUAGAAUAAGAAGACUAUAUUGUUGCCAAAGGUCAUUUCCAGCAAAAGAAACCCAUCAUUCAGGCGACAAUUAAAAAGGAGCAUAAUUGUCAAGCGAAUGCUGAGAUCCUCAAAUGAAAUGGGAAAGAUCUUUGGCAUGAGCAAAAAACUGUUUAAAAGAAAUAUUUAUGCAUGAUUUUUGCGCUUGACACAGAUAUAAGAGCAGACAAUUUCGAACAGAGAUGUUUGUUGAUGAUUUGUAAAACAUGAUGGAAGAAGUUAAAUGUAUCAAUAAACUCACACGUGAACAGCUAGA
This is a messenger RNA of Phlebotomus argentipes, 3526 nucleotides long. Its product is annotated as trithorax group protein osa. NCBI's taxonomy places the organism in Eukaryota, Metazoa, Arthropoda, Insecta, Diptera, Psychodidae. The transcript is spliced from 8 exons. The record is from RefSeq and is a predicted model, not a curated record. Bases 628 to 1992 code for a protein of 454 amino acids.